Messenger RNA from Orbicella faveolata, 2161 nucleotides. RefSeq lists its product as uncharacterized. Lineage: Eukaryota; Metazoa; Cnidaria; Anthozoa; Scleractinia; Merulinidae. The record is from RefSeq and is a predicted model, not a curated record.
UGUUUAGUUGAUAUGUUUGUUUCUUUCAGUUUAAGUGCAUGGCACACCUGUGAACUGGCCAAGUGUAGCUAAGCGCAUUGACCACUAUAAACAACGACGUUUGAAAAUAUUUUUGGUUGUUUCGUAGUUGGCUUUAUCGUAAGGAAUCCGUACGUUUACCGUUCUCUGUCUGCGUUUUUGAAACCAGUGUUAAGCCGUUGUAGAUCAUUUCAACCAGAAACGGGCGCGAAAAAUUGAGAAUUAUUUUUUAUCGUGCUGCAAUCAAGUCAGUUUUGCAAACGGAGCUCAAUGUUGUUGGGAGACAAGUCGAACAAACGAAAGUGGUUGAUCCCAAUACGACCAGGUAUAUUUAAGGUAGAAAACAUGUCAUCCAGCUGGCGCACCAGGAUUCUCAUUUUCUUGAUCAAUACAGAUCAAAGGGUUUACAAAAAGUAAGAAGGUCUCUUUGCAGGGAAAGAACCACUCAACCAUUCUUCUCUGAGCAAAGCAGAAGCAAAGAGCAGGCAUUAAGCCACGCACACCCUUGACCUAUCCACACGUGCUGGGCAAUAUCGUGCUGUCGAAUUUACAUAGAAAACGCACUACCGUGAUGUUGGCAUGGCAACAUUUAUGUCGUCCGGAAAGCGACCAGUUGUUCUGCAUUCAAACUCAAGACAGGCACAAUGACCCUUAAAACAAUGCAACUCAGUACAACGUAACACAUUUAUAGUAAAACGACUAUGAGGCAGUUGCUCUAAGCAUGCUUUAAGCCAAUUUAAUUUCAGUCUUUGACGCUGUUUUAAUCUGUCGGAGGGAACGCUUCAUUGGCAAAAGUGGCCCGAUGGCAAGUGUGUUGUGUGAAUUGGACUAGUUACCGGGCUAGCACUCCGCGCUCCGCGCCAAGCUAGUCGACUACAUCAGCUCGCGCGGAGUAAGGCUUACUACAAGCCGAAGGCAACGGUCAUAAUCCCCACAGAAAUGGCCUUAACAAGCAGUUUGCCUUGUAUAGACACGCUCUCGUUCCAGCUUAGUCGGCACGGGCUCGACGAAAACCGCAACAUAAAACCAGCUUUUUACUACUCCUGGUCGGAACCUUUCGAUUUAGACUUUGCCGGAAAGGCUCAUAGUAAUCCUAAGCGAAGUCGAAGCUUACCAAGUGCUUUGGUGGCGAAGCGGAAGGAUACGGCACAGCCUGGAUUGAAACGAGCGAGGGAGAGAGACGAGAACUCGGAGGAAACAUGCGGAUUUGUAAGGGCAGGAGCUGAAAUCCAUUCAACCAAUCUUCAUACAUCGACAGGGCGCCUAACUUUAUCAGUUAAUAAAUAUGCAAAUCAAGCAAACAGGCAUAAAGAAUCAGACACCGCCGCGGACUUGACUGAAUCUUCAGAUGACGAAGUAAGUGGACUCCUAGUAAAUCCAUUAAGCUCAAACACAGAUUUACUGCCGCCGAGUGUUCUCACCGAGAUUACGGGUUCGCACAAGUUGAUCCAGAACAGAAGUCGAACGCCGAGCGACUCCGGUCCACUUAAACGCACCUUGGAGGUAAAUGAAAACGCCAAUGACAAGAAAAGACGUCGUCCUAGGCUCGACUUUGAAAAGAUGCAGCUCUCCAGAAAUGCGUUCGUUCAUGUUCCGAAGAGCGAUCGCUCCAUCCUUGAUGAGGUGUAUUUCAGGCCAAUUAUAGCAUUUAACAUGGACGAGUGACGAUGAACGUGACAGAAAAUAACGUUUAUUAGCGUGAGAAAUGCAAACGACCAGGCCAGCAAACACAAAUAAUCUCAGGUAAAAAAAAAUAAUCGCACAGUGUUGUUGAAGAAUAGUCAAGUACGAAGGGACAAUUAGCAUACGUCUUUUUUAUCAUAAUCUCGGAAGACUGUUUUAAAGUAAACUUUAUGUGCCAUGCAUUGCGUUUAGAACUUUCGCCGUUCCCGUGUUGGAAAUAGUGAAUUGGAUUCAUCAGCUGUUUGAAAUGACUGGUUGGCGUGGGUUCCGCCAAACAAACAUAUAUUCAAAAUUAACAUCCGACUGCUAACACAAACCGCGACGCGAUAUAGAUAUCUAUAGAAAGGUUGGUUUCAUAAUUGUAUCUAAAGCUUCUAUACAAAAAAUGAUUUUAUUUCAAAUAGGACCGUAGAAACCAAGGGGACUGUGGUGUUGUAAAAAAAAAAGAAAGAAAAGAAAA